AUGAAGUUCGUCGCCGCCGCCACCGUCCUCCUCAUCAUCACCGCCACCGCGUCCGCCGCACCCACGCCAGCCGACGACGCCGACGCUCUCGAAAAGCGCGCGUGUGAUCGCUACAUCCCCUGCUCGACGGCCUCGUGCUACGUUUCGUGCAAGUAUUACGGGCAGUACGUGUCGACCGUUUACUCCUGCGGCGCCGGGCGUGUCAAGGAGAGUGAGCAGGCGUGA
This is a messenger RNA of Vanrija pseudolonga, 225 nucleotides long. RefSeq lists its product as uncharacterized. The coding region runs from base 1 to 225 and encodes 74 amino acids. Lineage: Eukaryota; Fungi; Basidiomycota; Tremellomycetes; Trichosporonales; Trichosporonaceae. The record is from RefSeq and is a predicted model, not a curated record. The transcript has 2 exons.